Molecule: messenger RNA, 357 nt
Organism: Pestalotiopsis fici W106-1
Lineage: Eukaryota; Fungi; Ascomycota; Sordariomycetes; Amphisphaeriales; Sporocadaceae
Exons: 2
Coding region: 1-357 (118 amino acids)
Source: RefSeq, a predicted model, not a curated record
AUGAUCGUUCAAUCACUUCCCAUAGAAAGCGAGAAGGCGCCGGCAGAAUUGCUCACCGCUCUAACGCUGGCGGGCACGACAAUCGACGCCGGGCAGUGGGGGCCUCGGGCCAGUGAAGGUCUGCAAACGGCCGUGACCCACUCACUGCCCAGCGUGCCCGCCGCCACCGCGCACAAUCACAACACCGUCAGUCGGUCACCUCAGGUCGUCGAAUCGUCGACACCCGUCGCUAGCUAUCCCCCUGGUACAGAGUCGGGAUCAUCUCCCACUGGUUCCGCCGAGACUCCCGGCACACAAAUCACGUCGACCAUCACCUCAACUUCCAUGAUCACCAUCACCAGCUGCGGACCUGAGUAA